Messenger RNA from Poecilia reticulata (guppy), 1228 nucleotides. The record is from RefSeq and is a predicted model, not a curated record. NCBI's taxonomy places the organism in Eukaryota, Metazoa, Chordata, Actinopteri, Cyprinodontiformes, Poeciliidae.
UUGUGUCCCAGUUUAUUGUUGGAGCGGCGCUGGGAGGAUACAGGAUGAACUCGAUAGUGUUGGCUACAGAAUGGAUUGGGAUCACCAAAAGGUCCCUUGCCUCCUGUGUGAGCCAGGUGUUUGGGAGUUUCGGACAGUGUGCGGUGGCCGGGCUGGUCUACUUCAUCCGUGACUGGAGGAAAGCGCAGUACGUGAUGGCAGGGGCAGAGGCRGUGGUGUUCCUCUACAUAUGGUGGAUUCCCGAAUCGGCCCGGUGGCUCCUGGGGCAGGGAAGACCAGAGGAAGCCAAGGAGCUGAUCCGAAAAGCUGCAGCGAUCAAUAAAAAGGAAAUCCCAGAGAACCUGCUUGACAAGGUAAGCGAGGAGAAAAAAGUGGAAAGUGGAGGAAUCAAAACAAUUUUUACCUCAGCGGUGCUGAUUAAAUAUUUCUUCAUCAUAUCCUUUGCCUGGUUUUCGUUGAACCUGGGCUACUUCUGCCUCGUUCUGAACGUGGGCAAGUUUGGUCUGGACAUCUUCCUGGUCCAGUUUCUGUUCGGGAUUUCUGAGGUGCCGGCACAUCUCCUCUGCAUCUGGUUUUUAGAGUUUUUGGGACGGAAAAAAUCACUGUUAUCGACUCUCCUCAUAGCGGGGGUCGUUUGCCUUCUAACCCUGGCUUGUCCUCAAGACAGCGCUGUAGCCGUGACAACCCUGGUUACCAUAGGGAAGUUCUUCUUGAACUGGGCCGGCUCAGUGUGUUUGGUUUACAUUCAAGAACUGUUUCCUACUUCUAUCAGGCAAACUGCAGUGUCUUUGGGCUCCAUUGCCUUUCGAGUUGCAGGGUUGCUGUCGCCGUUGCUCAACAUGCUGGCUGUGUACCACCGCUCCAUUCCCAUCAUAGUCUUUAGCAGCCUGGCUGUGCUAAGCGGAGCGCUGGUCUUCCUGCUUCCUGAGACCAGCAGGAAAGAUCUUCCUGAUUCAACCACUGAUGGCAAGAGCAACGGGGAUUUGACCAACGAGAAGACUGGAAGUGGCAUCUUCGUGGCUGAAAUCCACACCAGAAAAUCAACCAAACUCUAACUGAAACAGAAAACCUUUUUUUAAUUUGUAUUUUUUUUUGUUGUUGCUUUUUUUGGAUCCUAAGUUUGAGCCUCAGACCUACGAACUGGGAGAUGAUGACUCGGAAAACGGUUGUUCUGCCGCMUGCUGAACGGACAUGUUUUGUGUAACGGGCGAGCAAUCUGUUCUCCAUG